Molecule: messenger RNA, 594 nt
Organism: Macrosiphum euphorbiae (potato aphid)
Lineage: Eukaryota; Metazoa; Arthropoda; Insecta; Hemiptera; Aphididae
Source: the annotation of a GenBank genome assembly
AUGGAAUCUACCGACUUGUACGCAGCGCCGGACUCUCCAACCUAUUAUCCGUUCAACGCUGACCAUCAACCAGACGUCUUGGUAAUUCUUCUACUUAACCUACAACCACAGAAAUACUCAUUCAACAAUAUCAGUGACCUCUCAUCGGACUAUAACCCAAUCAUUCUAUCGAUCUGCGAUUCACCACUAACAAAUUCAUCACCAAGAUCCCGUACAAAAACAAAUUGGAAACAAUUCACUUUAGAAAUGGCCCGCAUAACCCAAAUUCCCCAUAUCAGCACAAAAACAGACAUCGAUAGAGAAAUUGAAAAAAUCACAACAAACUUACAGCAAGCAAUAAAAAACUGCUCUACUACACAAAAAAACCCCCGGACCUUCUCCAGCCUCUAUGAUGAAAUACUUUUGGGAAUUAGAACUAAAAGGCACCUAAGAAAAGAAUGGCAAAUCAGACGCGAUCCUGAAAUAAAACGAAUGUACAAUGCACAGAUUUCGUAUGUAAGAAACCUAAUCCAAGACCACCGAAAAAAAGAAUGGGAUGAUUUCACGGCCAAACUAAACUUCAAACACAAAUCCAUCUACAAACUAAACAGAUGA